GAUUUGACAUUUGCGUCAACAUCAAUAUGAUUCCCAUUAAUUUCAUGCCCUUUUUCACUGAUCAAUGGCCAUACAUUGUGGGAGGGAUUUUCCUGUACGCGAUCAUAUUCAUAUCUUUGGAUAAAACACGAGAAAACAUCCGUUGUGGAAAAGACUCCACAGACAGCGAGAAACCCGCCCAUCGUCGCCAUAAGUGUCGGGACUUGAAGACCUUUCUAGAAGAGUGGCAAGAGUUCCAAGAUGAUGACUCCGCUCAAGAUUUAGAGGACCAGGAAAUGGAGGAUGAUAGUCUUACCCAAGCGCGAACGAAUACGACCGACAAUGUCCGAAAAACGAAGUUGUCACUGAAACGCUCCGAAGAUUUCCUGGAAGUCUUACGACAACGACAUCCGGUUAAGUCAUUCUCGCCGGAUCCCGUUCCAAUGGCAACGCUUGAAAAUAUCAUUGCUUGUGCGGGUCAUGGCCCCAGUUCCCACGGGAAGCAGCCUUGGACUUUUGUCGUGGUAACUGAUGAGAAGCUGAAGAAGGUCCUACAACGCAUUUUGGAGCCCCCAAAACUCAUUGAAGAAGUGGAGUCCUUGACUGAGGAGGUGGAUACUCGUGCCAAAUUGCGGGCCAAGAUCUCGAAAUCCUAUUUGAGCCAGGCUCCAGUCCUGCUGGUUCUCAUGCGGCAAGAAUACUCCUUGGAUGCCCAUGGUGCCAAAGAAGCUAAUCAUUUCAAUGACGUCUCGUGUUCUCUGGCAGCAGGAUUCCUUUUGUCUGGCUUGGAAUAUGCCGGCCUGGCCACAAAGAUCGUGGUGCCCACUUUUGGCCAUGUGGCCAUUGGCCAAGCUUUGGGCCGGCCCGAGAGUGAGACGGCGCUUUUCGUUUUUCCCAUCGGGUUUCCACAAACCUAUGACAAGAUCCUCGAGACGCGCAAGAUCCAUCGAAAACCAUUGACAGAUAUUAUGUGUGUGGCUUCUUACGAAGGAAAGGAUUAAAUGUACAAACUACGUGGAUUAACGCCCUUAAUAUCAUUGCGACGACUUUUGGUUGUAAAACAAUGUUCAAAAUCAGCCAUUGACGAAUAAAGAAAUACUUCUUUUUAGAUUA
Tigriopus californicus is the source of this 1092-nucleotide messenger RNA. RefSeq names its product iodotyrosine deiodinase-like. NCBI's taxonomy places the organism in Eukaryota, Metazoa, Arthropoda, Copepoda, Harpacticoida, Harpacticidae. Gene Ontology annotation, molecular function: oxidoreductase activity. The transcript is spliced from 5 exons. The record is from RefSeq and is a predicted model, not a curated record. The coding region runs from base 27 to 980 and encodes 317 amino acids.